This is a messenger RNA of Camelina sativa (false flax), 804 nucleotides long. NCBI's taxonomy places the organism in Eukaryota, Viridiplantae, Streptophyta, Magnoliopsida, Brassicales, Brassicaceae. The record is from RefSeq and is a predicted model, not a curated record.
AGAUCUACACUCCUAAACACUGGGUGGAUACUCCGCACAUGGAAGCAAUGCUCAACCUUGUGAGGAGGCGCUAUGGGGUCAGUUGCGUGAGUCUAGGAUUGCUAUUCUCGACACUUGGUUCUGUAACAUGUUAACAACCGAGUUACGUCGAUACAAGGCUUCCAAGAAGAAAUCAGGGUUCGCUUGGAACAACAUUAUAAAGAACUACGUCUUAGGUAAUGUCCACAACCGAUCCACCAACCUGGCAUGGUACAAAGACGUUGAUACUGUAUAUCUUCCUAUGAAUUGGGGAAAACGGCACUGGGUGGCACUUGUAAUUCGGUUGAGGAAGGGCAAUAUCUUUGUCCUUGAUCCAUUAAUUAUCAACACCCCUCCCAAAAAGGUUCCGCAUCUUAUGCGCCCUGUCAUAGAUCUGCUCCCAGUGAUUGUUAAAGAGUUCGUCGACCCAGCAUUAGUUGACUGCCCUCUCCCCCAUGUCUUUAGUCUUGAAAGGCUUCCCAAUGUUUACCAGAAUGACAGGACCGGAGACUGUGGUCCUCUUGCUGUCAAGUUUAUCGAGCUCCAUGCAUUGAAGGUCAUGCCUGAUUCACUUACUGAAGAUCUUGUGGACAAGUUACGCAUGUCGUACGCAGUUGAUGUCUACCAAGAAUUCGUGGUCCCUCUAACAAAUUGACCCUAUUAUAGAUCGGUUAACUGACAUAUGUCCUACUAUGUUGAUGUCUACCAACAUUAUGUUUCCCUUUUGCGAACCUGAACUUGUGGUGUGUGUUUAAUUACUACGGUUUAUGACUUUUGAUCCCUAUG